AUGUUACCCUACAAAAAGUCGUCCAGCUCAUUCGGCCUGGCCACUAUCCUGUUGGGAUGGGGAGACACUGUCGCCGCAUUCCAUUCCCAGGACUCGUUGCCACAACCCACAUAUUGCAGUUCCGAAGAAGACGGCUCACUACCGGUCGUGUCUGGAUUGACUACCGCGCUCCCGCCGGUCAGUAACCAUACAAUGAAUUCCACGACCACUACUAGUAGGGCCACCAAGCGUUGUGCAGCUAUGCCGUCUGCGGCAACUGGUUAUCCGCUACUUGGUGGCUCGACAGAGGAUGCUUUACCACCAAAGAGAAUGUGUUUAGAAUCGGCAAUUGGUUUCUUGGAUCAGGCUUCGGCAAUGAGUGAUGAUGCCAUUGCAAAGAUCGACAGUGUUGUAGCCGAGGUGCUGGAAGGCUGGGAUGAAGGUGAUGACAUCAUUGCAGACAUCGACGGGAUUGUGGAAGACAUGUUGGGAGGUUGCUCUGAUGCCCUGUUUGGGAGUGCUAAGAAGUCCAAUGCUGAAGAAAUGGGUGAUAAGGUUUGUGUUGGCGUUAAUGAGUCUAUUCCUGCUUUUCAAAUCAUCUCCCCGGAAGAGAAGGAUUGGAUUGUUGAAGCAAAGUAUCUGGUAUGGGCGUAUGACAUACUAAGUCAUGGUUGGUGGCACUUGGUUCCUUUCGAAGUGAAAAAGCCAAUAUCGGUUUUUGGACUUGCUCGAAAGGCUGUUGAGUGGGAGGAAGCGAGGACAGCUAACCCCGCUUUAAAAGUCAAUGUCCUAUUGGAAGCACGUUGUUAUUAUCCCCAUAGCGGCCGAAAGGUACCGUGGAAUGUGGCGCAAUUUCACGAAUGGUUUGUUUCAGCAGCACCAGACGACGUUGGAUUCAGAAAUACGUUUGACCGGAAAGGUGGUAGUUGGUUCAUUGCCUCAAGCCGCGUAAAUGUUGCUUUGCAUGACAUUCUGGACCACUGGCCGGUAAACGAGGUGGACAGUACCCGAUUUGAGAGCAACAUGGUUCGUUGGCGGACACGUUACAGGGCCAUAAAUCGUAAGUCUUUGGAUGGUUCGCCAUUAUCCAGUGCUGCCCGCCUGUCAUGGCGUCAGCUGGAACGGUUAGUCGUCAAAGCGUUGGGAGAUUUACGAGUGCCACUGGACGAAGCCGCGAAGGAAUUCCGAAGGACUCAGCGACGGCAGCGCAUCUGCAAUAAGGUGGCAGUAUUGAAUGGAGGAGUGAUGAAUGAUUCCAGACAUGCUUUGUUAGUUAAGGUUAUGAUGAGCGACUCACCUCCAUCUCAUCUAGUUAAUAUUUCGGGAGACAAAUUUCAGAUAGUCACCGAGCCGGAGACCGAAUUGAGGAUUCCACCACGCUACCUGGUAUGGGCUUACGAUUCUUUGUUUCAUCGCUGGCCGGGUGCUGUACCGGAGGCGGUCUUCUUACCGGGACUGUCAGUUUUCGAUUUGGCUCAGAAGGCUUGGGAGUGGGAGACUAAUGGUGGAAGUAUCUAUACCUUGUCAUCCAGUUGUUAUACAUGCGGAGAGGAUGGCAAUGCUCAUCUUACAUUUGUAAGUUGCGAGAGAUGCGAAAAGCAAUGGAGUCCGGAAGAGUUUUGGGAAUGGCUUCGAUUGAGACACUUUCGACGCAUCUGGGAUCAGCUAAAGAAUCCUGAUCACCCGAAAGAAGAUUCCGACCAGCUUGCAAGUCCACCUGUCGACUGGUACCAAAUCGAUCGACAUCAGGUGUCUGAGAUAAUUAAAGAAAUUGGGUUCGAUGUACCCACAAAGAAGGAUGAAUACACGUUCGAGAUUUCCCAACCACCAGUCGAGAAGUUCUUGCCUGCCAAAGGCUACAGGUCGUUGUCUGGGCGAUUCAGAAACUGGUGGUCGAGACUUCGUGGAGCGUUAAACAGGUCCCGAGACGGGCUUUGUCGAUGGGAACAUGAGCGUUUAGUACUACAUAAAGUUGGUCCGGUUUUAGUUUGGCCUAGUUGGCACACCUCGUUGGAUAAAUCGUAA
Gregarina niphandrodes is the source of this 2004-nucleotide messenger RNA. RefSeq lists its product as hypothetical. The record is from RefSeq and is a predicted model, not a curated record. Lineage: Eukaryota; Apicomplexa; Conoidasida; Eugregarinorida; Gregarinidae. The coding region runs from base 1 to 2004 and encodes 667 amino acids. The transcript has a single exon.